Drosophila innubila is the source of this 808-nucleotide messenger RNA. RefSeq lists its product as uncharacterized. Gene Ontology annotation, biological process: regulation of transcription by RNA polymerase II. The transcript has 3 exons. The record is from RefSeq and is a predicted model, not a curated record. Bases 77 to 736 code for a protein of 219 amino acids. Gene Ontology annotation, cellular component: nucleus; transcription regulator complex. NCBI's taxonomy places the organism in Eukaryota, Metazoa, Arthropoda, Insecta, Diptera, Drosophilidae.
AAGAACGUAAACAUAAUAAUUUUUUGGUAUUUUUUGGUGCAUUUCGCAACAAAUAAAGGUAGUCAAACUGUAAAAAAUGUCAACAAAAAAGAUUGUGUGGAACCAGGAUUCAAAAAACAUGUUAAUUGAAGUUUAUGAGCAGCAUCCCAAUCUAUACGACCCGAAAAAUCCACAAUACCGCAACAAGCACUACCGUGACGAAUCGUUAAAAGCAAUUCUCGAGCAAUUGCGGACAAUUUAUGAUAAUAUUGAUAUUGCUGAUAUUAAAACAAAGAUUGGGACAAUGCGGAGCCAAUACCUUUUGCACUUAAAAAAGCAAGCUAGCUGCAAUUCCAACAGUAAAAUGCGGACCGAUGAAAAGGGGAAACAUUUCUGUCUGGAUAAUUUGGAGUUCCUCAAGCCUUAUAUGAAAAUUAAUGAGAAAAUUACUUCAAAUUUUGAUAUUCAUAACGACUCGGUAACAUCGGAUUCGGCCGAUUUUAUCAAAGAAGAGCCUCUGCUUGAAACUUCCAGCUGCUCUAGCAGGAUUGUUGAAGAGUCUGCUCCAUCUGCCGAGAGUAUAUUAAAGAUCGCGAUUGAUGAAUUGUGCGAAAUCAGGCAGACGAAGAGCAAAUUCCAACCUGAUGUCGAUUCAUUUGGAGAGCUGGUGAAAUGGGAGAUGGAGCGGAUUGGAGACCCAAAGAAACGCAUGGAAAUUCGUUUGAAAAUUCUUCAAACAUUUUACGACAACUAUUAGUCGAUUUUAUUUAUAAUAAUAAACUAAUCUAAAUUAAUCUAUAAUCUAUAAAUAUAUAACAAAUGAAAUGAA